AUGUCCAAAGAAGGACUAAACUGCAACGAGGAGAACAAGGUUAUUCCACUUGUUAAAAAAUGCCUAGACGUCAGUACUCUGAACUACAAAGUUGGAGUUCACCCAAACAUUGCCCCACUGGCCAACGGAAUCGUCCGCAAACGCGUAUCCGGUCCAGAUGACGCAGAGGUCCUCGCAUACCGACAGCUGGCCGUCGACUCGCACGGUUGCAAAGUGGUUCCUAAGUUUCUCGGCAUCCAUCAGCUGCAGGGGGAACACUUCAUAGAACUGCAGGAUCUGCUGCACGGUUUCCAGGAUCCGAACGUGAUGGACAUCAAGGUUGGCUUCCGAACUUUCUGCGAAAAUGAGGUGUCCAAUACAGCCCUGCGAGCAGACCUGUACCAGAAGAUGAUCGCUGUGGAUCCGAGUGCGCCCACGGCUGAAGAACAUCAGCAGAAGGCAAUCACCAAACUGCGGUACAUGCUGUUCCGAGAAAAUAUGUCCUCCUCUCAGGAGAAAGGCUUCCGGAUAGAGGCCCUGAAGAUGAAGGGUCGCUCACCGGUGACGGACAUGAAAACGGUUAAAUCGAGCAGCGACAUUCAGGCAACCAUCUCGCAUUUUGCAAAUGGGCGAAAAACGGUCAUUAAGGAUAUUCUGAAGAGACUGAAGCAAAUGCGCACGAUGAUUCAGAAGUCGGAGUUCUUCCAGCGCCAUCAAGUGAUCGGAAGCAGUAUCUUUAUUGUAUACGACAACCACAAAGUAGGCGUAUGGUUAAUUGAUUUUGCCAAAGCGUUACCAUUGCCCGAGGGCGUAAAAGUCGAUCACAGAAGGCGCUGGGCGCUAGGUAAUUGCGAGGAGGGGCUCCUGUACGGUUUCGACGAGCUGAUCCACACGUUCGAAGAUGUCUACAGAUCCUACCAACUGGCCGCCUCCGAGAGCAGAAAGUUAAACCGACGAUAAUUGCGUAUACGUACGAAUUAGGAAGAUACAAGAACCGAAGAGCUAGUCAUUGCUCCGUGCAGACCGCGGGGUGAAUCAUUGAAGAAAUAAUUUAAAUUCAAAAUAGGAAUACCAAGACUGAAGAUAUUGGUCGAAGCCAAAUGUCAAUAAUAUUUUGCAAGAAGCUAAUGCCAAUCGAUUUUGAUAGGAUAUAGCUGAGUAGAGGUUCAACAUAUGGCGUAGAAUAGACGUUCUAUAUGUUUAAGACAAAUUACUUAAUCAAAGACUCGAAAAAGACAUUUUCUAAUUAUAAUAACGGAUUACUAUUAUGUGAACGUCGAUUACUAGACCAAUUUUCCAUAUUGGAAAAUUACAUUGAAAAUUGCCUUAAAAUACUUGUCAAAGCAAAAUGAUUGUCGAGACUCCUCACACUUAAUCCACUCGAAAUGUAAAAAAGAAUGUCGUUACAAAUUGUUGGAUAUCAGAAUAUACUUAGAAUACUUUUGGUAAAUAAGUCGAUGAAAUUGAAUUUCGUCACACAUGUUCAAAGAAAUGCUGUAAUUAUUAACUUUGUUUUUACAUUAUUAUUAUUAUUAUCAUCAUUAUAACAAAAUAAAUAGUAUAGCGUAACAUAUUUAUAAAACGAUCAACAAU
This is a messenger RNA of Topomyia yanbarensis, 1572 nucleotides long. RefSeq names its product inositol-trisphosphate 3-kinase A-like. Gene Ontology annotation, biological process: inositol phosphate biosynthetic process. The transcript has 2 exons. The record is from RefSeq and is a predicted model, not a curated record. Gene Ontology annotation, molecular function: inositol tetrakisphosphate kinase activity; inositol-1,4,5-trisphosphate 3-kinase activity. Lineage: Eukaryota; Metazoa; Arthropoda; Insecta; Diptera; Culicidae. Gene Ontology annotation, cellular component: cytoplasm; nucleus. Bases 1 to 939 code for a protein of 312 amino acids.